AUGAGAGAUACAUUAAACAUUAUUUGUAUGAUAACAAUAUCCACUUUUAUGAUGAUAAUUAGUGAUGAACCAAUUUCAGCACACUUUCAACCAUCUUAUCAGAUGUUGGUAUUUCUUAUUGGGAUAUUACUCAUUAUAUGUAAGAUGUUUCUUUCCAUUCUUCCAGCAACAGCCUCUUCUGAUUGGGCUGCUGUUUUUUACAAGAUGAGACCUGUAUGGGACAUUGUUUUUUUAUCUUUCAACGUAGAACAUCACCCAACAGAAUGUUUGUUGGUGUUGGUUGUUAUUUUUGCUAUUAAAUUGUUUGAUGGUAUAAUCUAUGUAAAAACACGAAGUGCAGUAAAAAAUGAAUUAGACAAAAGAGAAAUUACACGUCUAAUUGGUUCAAUUAUUGUUAUCUUGUGGAUUAUUAUAAAUAUGUUGUGUUUAAAUGAAUUUAUAAUUCCAGCUAUGUUGUGGUAUGAAUGUGUGUGUUCUUGCUGUAGCAUUUUAUUGUCAAUCAUAUUACUAUUACAACAAUGCUUGUUUGGAACGGGUGAAUAUGACUUACUUCUAAUUAUAACUCUCCGAGAUUUACUAUAUCUAAUCAUUAAGAGUUUCACCAUGUUAAAAGCUUCUAUUUACCUCACCAUUCACAUAAACAUAUUUCUUGUUCGUUCUGUUACUAGUUUUUGUCUUUGCUUGAAAGAUACAUUUACAUUGUUAAGACAAUUCCCAACAAUGAUUACUCUAAUUCGUAUCAAAGAAGUGCAUCUAAACCAGCCAGAGUUAUGUGUAAUAUGCCAAAGUGUAACUGAAACAGGUGUUAUUUUACAGUGCCAUCAUGUAUUUCAUAAAAACUGCAUUUUAAAUUGGAACGUCCAAUCUAAAUUUUGUCCUGUGUGUCACCAAACAAUGUCUUUGACAUCACAAACAAAUGAUAAUGACAUUUCUCUUGAAUGGAAUGUAAGAGAGUUAUAA
This is a messenger RNA of Entamoeba nuttalli P19, 960 nucleotides long. RefSeq names its product zinc finger domain containing protein. The coding region runs from base 1 to 960 and encodes 319 amino acids. Lineage: Eukaryota; Evosea; Mastigamoebida; Endamoebidae. The transcript has a single exon. The record is from RefSeq and is a predicted model, not a curated record.